GAAGAGGCUUUCCUUUCUGAUCCAAACAUACUGUUGCCAACGUUCUGUUGAGACACUGGUCCUAUACCACACGUACAUCAAUUUGGAUACUGCUUGACACUUUUACCCCCUGAUACGAUCAACAAUGGAUCCAGUGGACCGCAUUCAGACAGCAUCUAGCUUUCUCUUACAAUCACCACCGGGAGAGAUCAACGAUGUCCUCAAUGAUGUCCGCAAUAUCAUAUCAGACGACGAUUCCCUGCAUGAAGGUGUCCUACCUGCGUUGAAAGAGUACAACAUUGCGCAGUUCAUCACUGUAGAGGUACCCGGAACUCAGCACCAGACGGUUGUCAGUGAGGCUGCGAGACUUGCUGUGGGGGAAGAUGAGGAGGAGAGAUUCUUGGAUCCUAGAUCGAAGACGUCGUUUCGGUUUGAUCAUUUGAGUCUAGAAGCGUCUGAUCCACAAAGUGUAGAGCCAGACGCAGAUGCAGAGCCAUUACGGGAAGCACUAGAAAAGUCGACUCUGGCUUAUUUGAGCGCGCAUUUCCACGAUGGCGUUGCUGCUGUGUUUUCUGCACCUGAAACCAACCGAUUUAUCAUUCAGAUAGUAGCCAACAAGUAUAAUCCUUCCAACUUCUGGGCUGGGAGAUGGCGAUCAGAGUAUACCGUGGACCUCAGCGAACACAAGGUGGAAGGCAAGGUGCUUGUUAAUAUCCAUUACUACGAGCAGGGAAAUGUCCAGCUGGCUACUCAUCACGACCAUUCUAUAUCGCUGCCACAGGCUAUAGUCACCUCCUCUCCAGCCCAAUCUGCUUCUAAAAUACUCGCUCUCAUUGAGGCCGAAGAGAGCAAUUAUCAGACAGCGAUAAAUGACACUUACCAUGAGAUGGGUGAAAAGACGUUCAAAGGGCUCAGACGCGCGUUGCCAAUGACACGAUCGAAACUUGACUGGGACAGGGUGCUGGGCUACAAACUCGGGGCUGAACUGACGGCGAGUAAGGGCGUGUUUGGGAGUGCAUGAAAAACUGUAAUCAGCUGUGUAACUGGCUUCGGCUUAGUGUACUAUUUUAUCCCGAGAUACAGAUCUGUAUUGAUUACCCUGGAUAAAUCUCGAAAGAUACACGUCCAGUUGUAUGUAUAGAAUUCUGUCUGAUGCUGA
Serpula lacrymans var. lacrymans S7.9 is the source of this 1138-nucleotide messenger RNA. RefSeq lists its product as uncharacterized. NCBI's taxonomy places the organism in Eukaryota, Fungi, Basidiomycota, Agaricomycetes, Boletales, Serpulaceae. The transcript has 8 exons. Gene Ontology annotation, cellular component: actin cortical patch; F-actin capping protein complex. Gene Ontology annotation, biological process: barbed-end actin filament capping; actin cytoskeleton organization. The record is from RefSeq and is a predicted model, not a curated record. Gene Ontology annotation, molecular function: actin filament binding. Bases 125 to 1000 code for a protein of 291 amino acids.